Messenger RNA from Chiloscyllium plagiosum (whitespotted bambooshark), 7028 nucleotides. The record is from RefSeq and is a predicted model, not a curated record. Lineage: Eukaryota; Metazoa; Chordata; Chondrichthyes; Orectolobiformes; Hemiscylliidae.
GGAGCUGCUGCUGCUCUCCGGCUCCCAUUCCCAUUCUGCAGCCGCAGCUUGAAGACACUAUUUUCCCCCCACCCCCAGGAGCUCGUCCAACUAAUUUAGGAUUUGGGAAGGUGACCUUUCACCGCCAAAAUCUCUAGUCCCGGAAUGAUGACGCUUUUCCGGCCAUAGUGCUGGUUGAAAUCUUUGUGUUUUUUACAUAUAUUCCACUCCCCCCCCGGACCACAUUCUGGAGGCUGGUUGCAAACGGGAGAGUCAGUUGUUGGGGAAAUGCUAUCACACGCGAUGUCUGCCUAGGAAUGCUACAGCUGUGAACUUGGACCAGAAGCCAAAAAAAUCAACAUCCCAGGUUUAAGGCGUGGUGAGGGCCUGAUCUCCGUUCGCUUGGCACCAUGGUGGCCCUCUCGCUGAAGAUUUGUGUCCGCCAGUGUAAUGUCGUCAAGACGAUGCAGUUCGAGCCCUCCACUGUGGUUUACGAUGCCUGUCGUAUAAUCCGAGAGCGUGUGCCCGAGGCACAGAUGGGCCAAGCCUCGGAUUAUGGAUUGUUCCUGUCCGAUGACGAUCCAAGGAAAGGGAUCUGGCUUGAAUCUGGCCGCACUCUGGAUUAUUAUAUGCUUCGUAAUGGGGACAUCCUGGAGUAUAAGAAAAAGCAGAGGCCGCAGAAAGUGAGGAUGCUGGACGGAGCAGUGAAGACUGUCAUGAUUGAUGAUUCCAAGACUGUUGGUGAACUACUCGUCCCUAUUUGCAGUCGAAUAGGCAUCACGAAUUAUGAAGAGUACUCCUUGAUUCAAGACAUCAUUGAGGAGAAAAAGGAAGAUGGAACAGCAACGCUGAAGAAAGACAGAACACUACACCGGGAUGAGAAGAAGAUGGAGAAAUUAAAAGCAAAGCUUCACACUGAUGAUGAUCUGAAUUGGUUGGAUCACAGUCGGACCUUCCGAGAGCAGGGCGUCGACGAAAACGAAACACUGCUGCUAAGACGCAAGUUCUUCUACUCUGACCAGAAUGUCGAUUCCCGAGACCCAGUACAGCUGAAUUUGCUGUAUGUCCAGGCUCGAGAUGAUAUUCUGAAUGGAUCCCACCCAGUCUCCUUCGAGAAAGCCUGUGAAUUCGGGGGCAUUCAGGCUCAGAUCCAGUUUGGACCCUACUUGGAACACAAGCACAAACCUGGAUUUCUUGAUCUGAAGGAGUUCCUGCCGAAGGAGUACAUUAAGCAGAGGAAUGCAGAGAAGAAGAUCUUCCAGGAACACAAGAACUGCGGGGAAAUGACUGAGAUUGAAGCAAAAGUUAAAUAUGUUAAGUUGGCUCGCUCGCUCCGAACCUAUGGGGUGUCAUUCUUUUUGGUGAAGGAAAAAAUGAAGGGGAAGAACAAGUUAGUACCUCGACUUCUGGGCAUUACCAAGGAUUCCGUGAUGCGUGUCGAUGAAAAGACCAAAGAAGUGAUGCAAGAGUGGCCACUCACAACUGUCAAACGCUGGGCUGCUUCUCCAAAGAGUUUCACUCUGGAUUUUGGAGAGUACCAGGAAAGCUACUAUUCGGUUCAGACGACAGAAGGUGAACAGAUCUCUCAGCUAAUUGCAGGUUAUAUCGACAUCAUCCUCAAGAAGAAGCAAAGUAAGGAUCGAUUUGGACUGGAAGGGGAUGAAGAGUCAACAAUGCUGGAAGAAUCGGUCUCUCCAAAAAAAUCCACCAUACUGCAGCAGCAGUUUAAUAAGACAGGGAAGAUUGAGCACGCGUCGGUGGCGCUGCCCGCUGUGAUGAGGCCGGGCGCGGGCGGGCCGGAGAGCUUCAACACUGGCACCAUGCCAGCUCCUCAGCAGCAGAUCCUGAGUGGGCAAAUGCACCGGGGCCACAUGCCCCCACUGACAUCAGCACAGCAAGCAUUAAUGGGAACCAUUAACUCCAGUAUGCAGGCGGUUCAGCAAGCUGAGUCUGACCUGACUGAGAUAGAUAAUUUACCCCCACUGGGGCAGGACAUGGCGUCCAAGGUGUGGGUCCAGAACAAGGUGGAUGAAUCGAAGCACGAAAUCCACUCGCAGGUCGAUGCAAUCACAGCGGGGACAGCCUCGGUGGUCAACCUCACCGCCGGAGAUCCCGCAGACACCGAUUACACAGCAGUGGGCUGCGCCAUCACUACCAUCUCCUCCAACCUGACGGAGAUGUCCAAGGGGGUGAAGAUGCUGGCUGCUCUCAUGGACGAUGACAUUGGCAGUGGGCAGGACCUCCUGCGGGCCGCGAGGACGUUGGCUGGCGCCGUGUCUGACCUGCUGAAGGCAGUCGAACCUUCGUCAGGGGAGCCUCGGCAGACUGUACUGACAGCGGCUGGAAGCAUCGGCCAGGCCAGUGGAGACCUCCUGCGGCACAUUGGAGAGAGCGAGACAGACGAACGAUUCCAGGAUGUGCUGAUGAGCUUGGCCAAGGCGGUGGCCAAUGCAGCCGCCAUGUUGGUCCUGAAGGCGAAGAACGUGGCCCAAGUGGCGGAGGAUACCGUGCUCCAAAACCGGGUGAUCGCUGCUGCCACGCAGUGUGCCCUCUCCACCUCCCAGCUGGUCGCCUGUGCCAAGGUGGUCAGUCCGACCAUCAGCUCGCCCGUGUGCCAGGAGCAGCUGGUGGAAGCCGGGAAGCUGGUGGACCGCUCGGUCGAGGGCUGUGUCAAAGCUUGCCAGGCGGCCACAGAGGACACAGAGCUCCUGAAGCAGGUCAGCGCCGCGGCCAGCGUGGUGAGCCAGGCCCUCAACGACCUCCUCCAGCACGUGCGCCAGUACGCCAGCAGGGGGGAGCCCAUUGGGCGCUACGACCAGGCGACCGACACCAUCAUGACUGUGACCGAGAGCAUCUUCAGCUCCAUGGGCGAUGCGGGGGAGAUGGUUCGGCAAGCGCGAGUGCUGGCCCAGGCCACCUCGGAUUUGGUGAACGCCAUGAGGUCGGACGCAGAGGCAGAGAGCGAUGUCGAUAACUCCAAGAAGCUGCUAGCCGCUGCCAAGUUAUUGGCUGAUUCCACAGCGAGAAUGGUGGAAGCUGCAAAGGGUGCGGCAGCAAAUCCAGAAAACCAGGACCAGCAGCAGAAACUGCGGGAGGCAGCGGAGGGCCUCCGCGUUGUCACCAACUCAGCAGCUCAGAACGCCAUCAAAAAGAAGCUGAUCAACCGGCUUGAGAAUGCGGCCAAACAAGCUGCUGCCGCAGCCACGCAAACCAUCGCUGCUUCGCAAAACGCCUCGUCGUCCAAUAAGAACACAGCCGCCCAUCAGCAACUGGUACAAAGCUGCAAGGUUGUUGCUGAUUAUAUUCCUCAGUUGGUGCAAGGUGUGCGAGGAAGUCAGGCAGAGCCUGAGAAUCUUAAUGCCCAACUCGCCUUGAUUAUUGCCAGCCAGAACUUCCUUCAGCCCGGAAGCAAGAUGGUCUCCUCUGCCAAAGCUGCUGUGCCCACGGUCGCUGACCAGGCCGCUGCCAUGCAGCUUGGACAAUGCGCCAAGAACCUCGCCACAAGCCUGGCUGAGCUCCGAACAUCUGUACAGAAGGCUCAUGAGACAUGUGGGCCCAUGGAAAUUGACUCUGCCUUGCAGUCGGUGCAGACUCUGAGGAACGAACUGCAGGAUGCCAAAAUGGCGGCAGCUGAUGGACAACUGAAGCCAUUGCCAGGGGAGACGCUGGAGAAAUGUGCACAGGAUCUGGGAAGCACAUCCAAGGCUGUGGGCUCUUCAAUGGCACAGCUCCUCACCUGUGCAGCUCAAGGCAAUGAACACUAUACAGGUAUCGCCGCACGGGAAACAGCGCAAGCUCUCAAGACUCUGGCAUCAGCUGCCCGCGGGGUGGCGGCUUCGACGGACAACUCUCCAGCUCAGAACUCCAUGUUGGACACUGCUCGGGAUGUGAUGGAUGGGUCUGCCCUGCUGAUCCAGGAAGCCAAGCACGCGUUGGCUUCACCCGGAGACACUGAGAGCCAGCAACGGCUGGCACAGGUGGCUAAGUCGGUCUCCCAUUCGUUGAACAACUGUGUGAACUGUUUGCCGGGACAGAAGGAUGUGGACAUGGCACUUAAAAGCAUUGGAGAAUCCAGCAAAAAGUUGCUGGUUGACUUGUUGCCACCAAGCACCAAGAGUUUUCAGGAGGCUCAGAGUGAGUUGAAUCAAGCGGCUGCAGGGCUGAAUCAGUCAGCGGGGGAGGUGGUACACGCCUCACGAGGGACCAGCAGGCAAUUGGCCGCUGCCUCCGGCAAAUUCAGUGAAGAUUUUGAUGAGUUUCUGGAUGCGGGCAUUGAAAUGGCUGGACAAGCUCAGACAAAGGAGGGUCAGAUCCAGGUCAUUGGUAACUUGAAGAAUAUCUCCAUGGCUUCCAGCAAACUGCUCCUCGCUGCCAAGUCGCUGUCUGUUGAUUCUGCUGCACCCAAUGCAAAGAAUCUCCUGGCAGCAGCUGCCCGGGCUGUUACCGAGAGCAUCAACCAGCUGAUUACACUCUGCACCCAGCAGGCUCCUGGGCAGAAGGAAUGUGACAACGCUCUCCGAGAACUCGAGACUGUCAAAGGCAUGCUGGAAAAUCCCAAUGACCCUGUCAGUGACCUCUCCUACUUUGACUGCAUUGAGAGUGUGAUGGAGAAUUCCAAGGUCCUCGGAGAGGCUAUGACUGGGAUCUCUCAGAAAGCCAAGACUGGCGAUCUUCCGGCGUUCGGGGAAUCUGUUGGCAUCGCCUCCAAGGCACUGUGUGGUCUGACAGAGGCAGCGGCUCAGGCUGGUUACCUGGUUGGGAUAUCUGAUCCCAACAGCCAAGCUGGGCACCAGGGGCUAGUGGAUCCCAUCCAGUUUGCUCGGGCCAAUCAGGCAAUCCAGAUGGCGUGUCAGAAUCUGGUGGAUCCAGCAAGUAGUCCGUCACAGGUGCUGUCUGCUGCUACCAUCGUCGCCAAACACACUUCGGCAUUGUGCAACGCCUGCCGGAUCGCCUCCUCCAAAACCGCCAACCCGGUUGCCAAGCGACACUUUGUCCAGUCGGCCAAGGAAGUUGCCAAUAGCACCGCCAACCUGGUGAAGACCAUCAAGGCUCUUGAUGGUGACUUCUCCGAAGAGAAUCGAGACAAGUGCAGGUUAGCCACUUCCCCUUUAAUCGAGGCUGUGGAAAACCUGACGGCGUUUGCCUCCAACCCUGAGUUUGUCAGCAUCCCGGCCCAGAUUGGAGCUGAGGGCGCUCAGGCCCAGGAACCAAUCCUUGCUGCUGCCUGCUCGAUGCUCGACAGCUCGUCCUCGCUCAUCAAGAGUGCCCGGUCGCUUGCUAUCAACCCAAAAGAUCCCCCAACUUGGUCCAUACUGGCAGGACAUUCCCGUACAGUGUCAGACUCCAUUAAAAGCCUCAUCACCUCUAUCAGGGACAAGGCUCCAGGUCAGCGGGAGUGUGACAGCUCCAUCGACAACAUUAACAAGUGCAUCCGGGAGAUUGAGCAAGCCUCACUGUCAGCAGUCAGCCAGAACCUGCCCACCAGAGACGACAUCUCCCUGGAGGCCUUGCAGGAACAGAUGAGCUCCACCGUGCAGGAGAUCGGACACCUGAUCGACCCGAUCACCACAGCAGCUCGAGGAGAAGCUGCACAGCUCGGCCAUAAGGUCACUCAGCUGGCCAGUUACUUCGAACCGUUGACCCUGGCCUCUAUUGGUGUGGCAUCAAAGAUUCUUGACCACCAGCAGCAGAUGACCGUGUUGGACCAAACCAAGACCCUGGCAGAGUCUGCGUUGCAAAUGCUCUACGCUGCUAAAGAAGGUGGUGGUAACCCCAAGGCUGUGCACACACACGAUGCGAUUACAGAGGCAGCUCAGCUCAUGAAAGAAGCAGUGGACGAUAUCAUGGUGACUCUGAACGAAGCCGCCAGCGAUAUCGGAAUGGUGGGAGGUAUGGUCGAUGCCAUCGCUGAUGCGAUGAACAGACUGGAUGAAGGCACACCUCCGGAGCCUGAGGGAAACUUUGUGGACUACCAAACCACGAUGGUGAAAUAUUCCAAGGCGAUCGCAGUCACUGCUCAGGAGAUGAUGUCGAAAUCCGUCACUAGCCCUGAGGAGUUGGGUGGCCUGGCCUCCCAGGUGACUACUGACUAUGGCCACCUGGCCCAUCAAGGACGCCUUGCCACGGCUACUGCUGACAGCGAGGAGAUUGGAUUCCAGAUUAAGACCCGAGUCCAGGAUCUUGGUCACGGCUGUAUAUUCCUGGUGCAGAAAGCUGGUGCUGUGCAGAUCAGUCCCACCGACAGCUUUACCAAGAGAGAGCUCAUCGAGUGUGCCCGUGCUGUGACUGAGAAGGUCUCCUUGGUUCUGUCUGCCCUGCAAGCGGGUAACAGGGGCACACAGGCCUGUAUCACUGCAGCCAGCGCUGUGUCUGGUAUCAUCGGAGACCUGGACACCACCAUAAUGUUCGCCACAGCCGGUACUCUCAAUGCGGAGAACGACGAGUCAUUUGCAGACCACAGGGAGAACAUCCUGAAGACAGCCAAGGCCCUGGUCGAAGACACCAAGUUCCUGGUGUCGGGGGCGGCCUCCAGCCAGGAGAAGCUGGCGCAGGCUGCGCAGUCCUCGGUCAACACCAUCACCCAGCUGGCAGACGUGGUGAAGCAGGGAGCAGCCAGCCUUGGCUCCAAUGACCCAGAAACACAGGUGGUGCUCAUCAAUGCAGUGAAGGAUGUGGCAAAGGCUUUGACCGACCUCAUCAGCGCCACAAAAUGUGCAGCUGGCAAACCCGCUGACGAUCCAUCGAUGUACCAACUGAAGAGCGCGGCCAAGGUGAUGGUUACAAAUGUCACAUCACUCCUGAAAACAGUGAAAGCUGUGGAGGAUGAGGCCACACGAGGUACCAGGGCGCUCGAGGGAACGAUAGAGAGCAUCAAACAGGAGCUGGCGGUAUUGCCAGUUGACCAUUGUUUUCUCCGGCAGAUCAUUGCAGCCCAGGAGGAGAUGCUGAGGAAGGAGAAGGAGCUGGAGGAGGCUCGCAAGAAGCUGGCGCAGAUCCGCCAGCAGCAGUACAAGUUCCUCCCGUCGGAGCUCCGUGAAGAUGAAAGCUAA